Messenger RNA from Andrographis paniculata, 1601 nucleotides. RefSeq names its product cyanidin 3-O-galactoside 2''-O-xylosyltransferase FGGT1-like. The record is from RefSeq and is a predicted model, not a curated record. The transcript has 2 exons. Bases 42 to 1487 code for a protein of 481 amino acids. NCBI's taxonomy places the organism in Eukaryota, Viridiplantae, Streptophyta, Magnoliopsida, Lamiales, Acanthaceae. Gene Ontology annotation, molecular function: UDP-glycosyltransferase activity.
UAUAACUAUUUCCUCAACAUAGGCAUAUUUAGCCGCAGAUUAUGUUCAGACUGUUACAACUGACCCCAGAUUUUAUCAAGAACCAGGCUUCUGUGGAAGUGAAGUACAUGGAUGAGAAAGACAGCCUGAAAAUCAUGAUGUACCCAUGGUUUGCCAUGGGUCAUCUCACAGCAUACCUUCACAUAUCCAACAAACUUGCUGAGAGAGGCCAUGAAAUCUUCUUCAUCGUUCCUUCAAGAACACAGUCCAAAAUAUCCCAUCACAGUCGCCACCCUAACCUCAUCAGAUUCUGCCCGAUCCUCAUUCCCCAUGUCGAUGGCCUCCCCCACGGGACUGAGACCACCGCCGACGUUCCUUUCUCCAAGUACUCGCUUCUCCGGCAUGCCAUGGAUCUCACACGCCCAGCUGUCGAAUCCCUCAUGCUAGAACUCAGUCCAAAUUUUGUGUUCUUCGAUUUUGCGCAUUGGCUCCCUGCUGUAUCGAGCCGGUUGGGGAUCAAGUCCCUGCAUUACUGCAGCAUAAGCCCUGCCGCAGUGGCCUUCCUGUUUCGCGAUGAAUCUGUCGAGGCUCUGAGGGAUCCGCCGGCUGGGUUCCCACCGUCGAUGAUCAAACUUCGCACAUGCGAAGCACAUGUGGUUAAUACGAUCAAUAAUUUGAAGGAGCAUGGGAGUGAUAUGAAGUACGUGCAUGGAAUGAUUAAGGUGAACGACGAAUGCGAUGCGAUCGGAUUCAGAUCGUGCAGGGAAAUGGAGGGGCCGUAUUUGGAAUAUCUGGAGAAGAGAUUUAAUAAGCCGGUAAUUCUAGCAGGGCCAGUUCUGCCGGAGCCGCCAAUGGCAGUAACCCUAGACGAGGGUAUGAGGAAAUGGCUGGAUCAAUUCGAACCAAAAUCCGUUAUCUUUUGCGCAUUCGGAAGCGAAGCGAGGCUAAGAACUGAUCAAUUCCAGGAAUUAUUGCGAGGAUUUGAGCUCACCGGAUUUCCAUUUCUAGCUGCUCUAAAACCGCCAUUGGAGGAAAGCUCCGUGCACGACGCUUUGCCGGAGAAUUUCCUCCAGAGGAUCGGCGGAAGAGGAAUCGUCCAUGGAUAUUGGGUCCAGCAACAGCUGAUUCUAUCGCAUCCUUCGGUGGGAUGCUUCGUGACGCAUUGCGGGUGGAAUUCCCUAUCGGAAGGCCUGGUGAGUGAAUGCGCGCUGGUGCUGGUGCCACACGUCGGAGACCAGCUGAUAAAUGCCAGAUUGAUGGGCGGCGAUCUGCGUGUCGGCGUGGAGGUUGAGAAAGGAGACGAAGAUGGAGCGUUCGGGAGAGAAGGUGUGUCGAAGGCGAUCCAAAUCGCCAUGGCUGACGACUCUGAAAUUGGGAAGGAAAUUCGAGCCAACCAUUGUAAAUGGCGAGAGUUUUUGUUGAAGGAAGGGCUGGAGAAUUCCUACAUUGACGAGUUCGUUCGUAAGCUGCAUUCUCUUUGCAGCAAUAAUCCAAAAAAAAUAAAAUAAAAUUGUGAUAGGAAACCCUAAUCCCCAAAUUGAAUCUCGUUUUGGUGAUACUAAUUUAUAUGCGGUGUCGCAAAAGAAUAUAAAAUGCGUUUUUUGGUGGAACUGGAGGAAACU